Messenger RNA from Cinara cedri, 33382 nucleotides. Lineage: Eukaryota; Metazoa; Arthropoda; Insecta; Hemiptera; Aphididae. The record is from the annotation of a GenBank genome assembly.
CCACCGUCGUGUUCCAUCCUUGAGCCGAACAGCUGAACGCGGUACGCCCGGCCUAAACCCGUUCGGUCCGCGAUUUACGCCGCCGCAAACACUGGUGGAUCAUUAUCGUUAUUGCAUCGCACCUGUACCUGCCCAUAUAUCGUUACAACCGCCGCGCAGGUUAGUGAUGACGAUAACAAUAUCGUACAUAUUUAUCAGCACGCGCACCGGUAGAAUACAUUGCGACGCUCGGAUUCGCGGCGCGCGCCGUGUUCGCGUCUCUAUAACAACGCACACGUAUAAUGUGGCCGCGGUCUUUUCGUCGGCAAUACGCGCGCGCUCUCGCGAGUACACCUACCUGUUUCUUUCGUUUUCCUUCCUUCUAUUUUUCGUCUUGUCGUGUAGGCACCUAACCGACACACGGCGCGUACCGACGCGCGACCGUCAAUCUCACCGCACAGCCGUACAGGUGCCUACCUAACGUCCCGCCUAUAUUAUUGGCGAAUUGGCAAUCUCUCGCCGCGUACUUCACUGCACGCACAAUACGAAUACGCGUACAGGCACCACAGCACAAACGCGUGUAAUAGUCAUUUCGGUUAAUAUUACAAAAAAAAUACAUGCAUGUAUAUGUUUUUUUUUUUUUUUUUACUACACCAACAAAUGAUUUGACGUGACGAAAUAAAUACGUAGUAGAAAAAAAAAAAAAAUAAAUAAUAAUAAUAAUAGUAUAUAUUUAUAUAUGCGCAAAGAAACGGUGCCGCACCUCUCUGGCCGUUCGCUUCCAAGGUCCUUCUGGCCGUCGUCGUUGCCGUCCUGUUGCAGAACACUCGGUCGGAACUUUAUUUACGUUCAUUCAUCGCGGAUUAAUUACACCAGAAUGUAAGUAAAAAACCUCUGCUCGCGGUAUCCGUGAUUUUUUUUUUUUUUUUUUUCAUUACAAUAAACACCUGUAUUAUAUAACUAUAUUGUACGAUAAUAUUUACCUGGUUUUUCCUCUUCGACACUUAAUUUUAUUUUCGAUAUUUAUUAAACACAAAUAAUAAAACGCGGGCGAAGGAAAAAAAAAACGACUCGGUAUUUAUCGUAUACUUAAACUAUACCAAUAAUAUGUAUUAUAUUUUAUUAGAUGUUUACACACGUACCCGUUACCGAUAUAAUACGUAUGUAUAUACGCACAAUAAUAUACAAUCGUGUCGUUAGUCGAGUGUGGUUUAUCGUUUUCAAAAAAUUUUUUUUUUUUUUUGCUUUCCCUCCGGUUUUAUCGUGCGUAUUUAAAGCGAGCGCGCAAUCGUUUCGAUACACCGGCUUCACGCCGUAAAAAUCACGCGGGGUUUCCUAUAAUAUAACCACAGUAGAUGUUUUUACGGAUUUGUAUAAAUAUUUUUUUUUUUUUUUUUAACUAUAAUAUAUUGCCCAUUGUAAUAUUGUUGUUUUAUACUUCGGUACGGUGCGUUUCGUUUCUAUUCGAUGGCGUCAGAUUUCGUGAAAUAUUUAAUAAUAUAAAAUAGGAGUAGCACGUGGAAAUAAUAAUUAUUAUACUAUACGGCAAAAAAUCGCAAGCCGAGAUUUUUAUUUGUUUAAUUUUGUAAAUUUUGCUAAAUUUUUAAGUCUGCCGCAAUUUUUCACUUCUACGGUAAAAUUUUUUAAAAUCGACUUGCUUGUUUUUGUCGGGUAAAUACUGUACCUAUAUAUAUAUGUAUAUAGGUAUAUACCGAUAACCGGUUGACAAAAAUGAUCAAAAGUCAAUAAUAUCUUCGUUGUACAAUCCGCGAAGUUUAUUUUCAUAAUUAUUAUUGUUAUAUACCUAUUUAAUGCAUAUUAUAUUUAUAUUACCUAUAUAUUAUAAAAUUAAAUUAAUUAUGUGUACUUAAUUGUAAUUUGUUUUGUAUUAUAUGUUACAGUUUAGUGAAAUGAACCCUGACGAUCGUGAAUCCGAAAUGUAAGUAGACUGUAUUUAUAAUAUUAUUACGUAUAUUAUUACUUUUAAUUUAUAUAUUUUUUUAUGUGACAUUUAAAAUGUACACUGUAUCAGUGGCGUACGCAGGGUUUUUCAAUGGGGGGCCCGGGCUUGUAAGUUGAUAGUUAAUCAAUUAUUUUGUCACAAGUUUGAAAAAUAAAGUAGGUGCGUUCUCAGUUCUGAGUGAUAAACAUAAAUAUAGGUACACAAAAAAAUUUUAAAAAAAGAACGGAUAUACUUCGCACGUAGCCACUGUUGUAGGUGGGAAAUUGGGAAGGUAGAAUUUAAAUCGGAAUUUAAUGUAUAACUGUAAGCAAAGAUAAACCAUUGCUACCUAAAAAAUGAUUCUGAACGAAGUUCAUUUGAUAGUGUUGUUUUGUCAACAAUACAUAUGUCAUAUUAAUUAUAUGUUAAAAUUAUUACAACAAUGUGCGUUUCUGUGACAACAAUGAUUAUUAAAAAAAAUUAAAUUGAUAAAAACAUAAUAAAAUAACAAAAAAAAGAUAUAAAAACGAUUGCUAAUGACAACCUUAUUUUUAAUCUUUCAAUCUUGUCUAACCUAAAGAACCAGGCUUUCCUCAUUAUCUCGAAUAUUAAUGAGAACUUCAAAAAGUGACCUCUUUAAAGUACCACCCAAAAAACAUUUCCUUUCAGAAAAAGUUGUGUUCACAUGAAAAUAAUAAACAUCUUUGGUAAACCAAUAUAUUCUUCACUAAACUCAGAAUCUAAAAAGUAAUAUUUAGGUAACUGAAAAUUUUGGCAGUAAAAUACAAUUUUUAAGCUAUUAGAGGAUUAAAAAAGCCAGAGUCAACCAAAACUAGAAUUUUAUAAAUUGUGGAUUGCAUACUUACCUACCGGUUUUUUUUCUUCAAACUAAAAGUCGAAAAAAAUUCGAUCUUUUUUCUACCACAAUGAAUAAUUAAAUAGUUAUUUUAGUGUAGAAAACUAUGACAUAUACGUUUUAUACAAAAAUAAUGACGAAAACUCUAUACAAAAUAUUAUUACUGUGAUACUCAAGAGAAAUAAGUGAAAACAAAAUUGUUUGCAUACCUACCUAAUUGUUUUUUACAAAUUAAAGGUUAUAUUAGUAUUGUCUACAACAUCCGUGGGUUAACUUAACGAUGCGUUAAUUGUUGUUAACAUCAGUUCAGUAAGUUCAAUAUUGCAAUUUGUAAUCAUAGAUAUUAUCUAAGGUUGUGUGGAAGCCCGCGUAUGCCCGGUGUGACCACAGUUAAAAUAAAUAAUAAAAAAUUGUUAUCUUAUAAAUCUAAUAAUAUCUUAUUUUGCGAUAAUAUAGUAGUAUAGUAAGGUUAAUAGACAGCGGUCUUAAAUUAAAUUAUUUACUUACGAAAAUGGCGUAUUUUAUGAAAAAAAGUCCUUAUUUACUAUUUAUUGUUACGGUUGAAAAUCGAAAAAUCUAAACAAAUAUGCAUGUAUAUAUAUAUAUAUAUAUAUAUAAAUAAAUUCGGUCAAUGAGAGGGGGCUUGAGCUCUUUAUCCCCCCUGCGUUCGCCACUGCAUUGUGUAUUAAUUAUAUGCGGUAAAAUCAAAACAUAAAUUAUUACAUAUAAUAAUAUGUGCGGUUCUUUUUUUGUACAAAGCAAAUAAUUCUUCUGAUUGGUCUGAUAAUUGAUCUGAAUGAUAUAAAUGUACGUAUAUUCUAAUACCUAUGCGUGUUAAAAUGUAAUUUUAUAAUUGAUCACAUGCGAUUUCGAACAUUUGAUUUGCUCGUAUCAUACACAAUUAACUGAAGCCCUUUUUCCCCGGGACCAAAUAAUUAAUAAACAUAAUAAAUAUUAAUAGGUUUAUACGACGCUUUCAGUUUUUUUUUUUUUUUUUUCGUGCAUAAUGUGUAGUAAAAUAUUAUACUUUCGUUUUGUAAAAGUUAUUAUUAUUUUAGAUUCUUAUCGGGUCGAGGAAUUUAUUUUAAUAUAUAAUAUGUAUACAUUACAAAAUGUAAUAUAAUAUACACUUAAUACUACUAUAUCUACUACUAUAAUAUAUAGGUACUAAGUUUCGUAAAUUUAUUUUAUUGAGUGUGUAUUUUAUUUUAGCUAAACCGUAUGUAUAUUAUAUAAAUUGGAAAUCAUUUAAUUUACACAAUUUAUAUAUAUAUAUAUAUAUAUAUUUAUUAAAAAUACACAACUAAUUUAACUAGUUUUUAAAAAAAUUAUCAAAUAGCUACUUUCAUAUUUAUUUAUUUAUACUUCUCUACGGUGAAACUCUAUAAAAGUCUACGGUUAACUGCGGUAUUCGAUUUAUGUUCGUUUAAAAAAUAAUUUACACGAUACGAGUUGUCGUAGUUUAUAUUGUUAAUUGGAUUUAAAUUAUAGCUAAUAUAAGGUAUAUGAUUUGUUCCUGAUUUAUUUUAUUUAUUAAACUAUUUUUCCCCUUUAAUUUCUCGAUUUUUUUUUUCCUAAUUUCAUUAAUUUUUAAACAAAACAAAUCUUUUUAUUAAUAUUGAUACGGUUAUCUACAAAUAUAUCAUUGAAAGUGAAAAUAUAAAAAGUAAAAUUGUUCUUAUUGUUAAUUUUGUUUAUUUUACAGUAGGUAUCUAUAGUUUUUUUUUUUUUUCUGAAAAUGUAAUCCGACUAAUUCGUUUAGCUGGAAACAAAAAUACAUUAAUAUAAACAUAAAGCAUUCGCGAACAAAUGUCAAUUCUGCAUUAAAUAUUUAAAAUAUGCAAAAAAGAAACAAUAGAAAUCGGUGUCGUGUUAUAAUAUUACGCCUGAUAUAAAUUUUGCGCAUUUUUCAUCUUUUUUUUCGUAAUAUCUCAUAAUAUAACAAAGAAAAUCUUUUUGAUUGAAUAAACGGCCGGGAUAUUUUUAAUUUCACGUUUUGUUGAUUAAAGUUAGAUUCUUGGGUGAUUUUAAAGUGUCUGUAAAGAAGAAAAAAACAUUUGUAAUUCGAAGGUAUUCGUUAUAAUAUACGCAAUAGUUACAAAACUCCUAUAGACUUAUUUGUAACUUCACGGCGAUGUUUUCUAAGCAGAAGGUUAUAUUUUAGCAUUUAUAAAAUAUUUCAUUAUAUAGUUUUUAUAUAGGUAUACGUACGUUGUAGUAUUAUAUUAAUACUAAUAAUUUCAUAACCGCCCACAAUACUUUGGCAGUAUAGUAUGGUAAAAAAUAAGUAACGUGUAGUAGGUAUGGUAUACAAUAUUAUAUUCAUAUAAUAUGCAAAAUAUGAAGUAUAAUAUUGAAAUCGUUAAACAAAAACCGGUUUAAAAAUAAAAAAAAAAAAAUAAUAAUAAUUGUUGUGCCGCGCACGACGAUUUAUGUUAAACGAUUUACGCGCGAUAAAUCAAUACCGCCACAAAGGAGAUUUUAAAUUACACGAAUAUCCAGAUCAUGAAAUAAUAAUUAGAAUUUUCCUUUCUCGCGUACUUAUGCAGAUUUAGAUAUAUAGUUUGAUAUUUUAUUAGUAUUUGAGUUUUUUUUUAAUUUUAUUUUUUACGCACAGUGAAAAAAAACACGCUUCUUGAUAUAUAAUAAUGAUAAUGUGAUUGUAUAAUAAUAUAUAAGGAGUUUAUAAUUUAUUAAGCGCGCAAAACAUAUUUGUAUUCGGAUGUUAUUCUCGCGGUUAUUGUGUAAAUAAUAUUGAACGUAUUAGUUCAAGUUUGUGAAAUAGGCAUGUAUAAUUACGAUUAUGGUAUUUACUCGGGAAAAUAUAAUUAUUUAAAUACAGAGUGAUCAUAAAAAUACGAGAUUUUUAAUGAAACAAAUGAAACGUGAUGUAUAGCAAAGUAAAUAUAAUGUGUAAUAAGUAAACCUAACUGUAAAUAUAACUUAAAUAACAAAAAAGACGCGCUGUAUAAAAGUUUUCUAAAUAUAAAUAAAAUAUUUAUACACGGACAAUUUUAUUUUAAAAAAUGACGGUUGGCCAAUUUUCUUUCUGCUGUUUUUAUGUAUUUUUGUGCUUAUAACCGAGCAAUUUAUUAUUUUUUACUAAAACAUUGUAACUCAUUUCAAGAAUAGUUUUUGAAGAAUUUAAAACUUUUGCUUGCCUUCUGAUAACCAAAAAUAUACCAAACAACACCAUCGAAAAAAUAUCCUCCAAUGAUAUAUCUACAUCAAUAAAAAAUAAAAAUAUCUUGUCAUGGCAACACUAUGCUGGGAAUCCAUAACACCUACCAAUAAACUUAAAUCCAUCAAAAGUUUAGUAAAAUAAUGGUAUAAUAUACGAUGUACCUCCAGACCUCAGCCAACGUCAAAAUAUUGCUAUCACCAGAAUAAAAAUUUGACACACAUUUGCCACACAUUCAAUUUUAAUAAGCAAAGAUAAUAUGCAUCCACCAAUAUGCAAAACAUGUCUAACACGCAUCGUUAUAAAACACAUAUUAAAUGAAUGCCCCAUAUACGAACCACCUUGCACAAUUCUGAGUCUCCCGAGCAACAUUAAUGCAAUUUAUAAUGAAGACCUGCAUACUUUAAAAAUUAUCAAGUUUAUUUCAAAAUGCAACCUAACUAGUCAACUUUAGCUUUAUCAUUAUAUAUUUUAAACACAUAAUAACCAUUUAUUGUAAAUAUUAACAAUUUUUAUAUUAAAUGCCUGGAAAAAAAUUUUGGUAAGUAACUUCAGAUGUUGAAACAGGUAAAUUCUUAAAUAAAAAAAAUAAAAUUGAUUUUAAUAUGCGUAUUUAUUGUUUAUUAAUUUAUUAAAUACCGUAUAUAACAAAAUAUACUCGCAAAAAUGGUCUAUAAAAUAACCCAAAAAUACAAUUUUAAACUUGAGAUUUAAAUCAAUAAUAUCACAAUAACAUUAAAAAUAUUUCAAAAAUUAUAUAUUACCAGUAGAGAAAAAAUCGGGAUCAAUACGAGACAGACUUGAAAAGACGGGACAAAUUGCGUUGUGUAUAACUUUAGCCGUGACAUCUGAACACAAAGUUGAAAUACAGAACAAUCUAAAUUCUAAGGAAUUAUUCACGGGAUAGUAAUAAUACAAGACGUAUAUCAACAGGUUUUAAUUUAGAAAUAUUCUCGUCCUUACUCCUUAGGCUUUAUACAAAUUUUAUCAGAAUAUAGAUUUUUUAUAUAUAUGGUGGUUUGGUGUAAAAAAGGCGAAUUUAAAAAAAAAAUGUGAUGGAUUUUAUGUUCAAUUUUUAAAAAUUUAUUUAUUUUUCUUAAAUUUAUAUUUUUGAGAAUGACACUCAUUAACUCUGAAAGUAUUAACUUUUUUUAUAAUUUGAUUUUUAGAUUAUUUAAGAAAAAAGUAGCUCUAAAAUGUCACAUAAUUUGUUUUUGGUGCCCUUAUUUUAAAGGGUUAAACCAUUAACUACUUUUGAUUAUCAAAUGGCAACUUAUAUUGAAAAUGUCACGAAUAGAUGGAUUAUUAGUCUAAAUCAAUGUUGGUGUUGUAAUUUUUUAUUUCCGUCAAUCCGUUGAUAAGAUAUUACACUUUUAAGAAUCGGAGAGGGGGGAGUAGUGGUGUAUCAUUUGCGUAGUGGCAUGGUACGUGGCGUUGUAAUAUUAUUCCGCCAGUCUCACCUACCAAAACUUAAAGUGUAAUAUCUCAUCAAUGGAUUGAUGGAAAUCAAUAAUUUCAACACCAAGAUGAAUUCAAACUAAUACUUCAUCUAUUUAUGCAAUUAACAUAGGUUGCUAUUUGAAAAUCAAAAGUACCUAAGUAGUGGUUUUACCCUUUAAAAUAAAGGUAAUCAAAAUAACCUAAUGAAAUAUUUCAGAGCUACUUAUUUCUUAAAUAUUUAAAAAAAAACAGAUUUCGAAAAAAAUUAAUACUUUCCGAGGGUAUUAUACAUUAUUUUGGUCACCCUGUAUAUAUACAUAUGUACAUGAAUUAAAUAUUAUUAUUAUUUGACAUAAAAUAUAUAACAGUAUACAUUGUAUAUAAGUUAAUAAUUGGAUUAUUUUAUAACCGAUAUGUUCGAACGUUUAAAUAGAUAUACCUAUAAUACUACUUAAGUAGUAUUAUACUAUUGUUUAUUAUCAACACUAAUACACUUUGCUAUUAAGUCUAUGGCAUUUCGGAUUUAAAAAAAUGUAAUAUAUUCGUAAUUUAUUAAAUUGUACAAAUUAGUUAGGUGUUCAUCGAUAUAUAAUAUCGAUAUUAUUGAUUUUAAAAUGAAAAUUUCGAAUGUGUGAACUAAUUAGUAAUUGUAGGCUUGACUAACUUGUAGUAUCAUAUUUUAAGUACUUAAACAGCUUAUUGUUUAUGUAUAUUUUUAAGCAAUUUGAUAUAUUUUAUCUGUAAUUCACAAUAUUAUUCAUAUCAUGCAGCCAUAUUAUAAUGAUAGUAAAAAUAAUAAUAAUAACGGUAAGGUUAAAAUAUCCUAUUUUGCCUCUGUAGAUAUUUUACUACAAAAGUGGCAUAGUACAAGUAAAUACAGAAACAAUCAAAUUUUAUGUUGUACAGAGAAUUUUUCUAAGAAAAAGUUAUUUUUUCAAACGAUUACUUACGUAUAACCUAAGAAAACGUUUUGAAAUCAUAUAUUUUAAAGGAAUUUGAUGUUUAUUAUAAUUUUAUUAUUCUAGGGGGAAAAUUGAAAGGUUGGCUCAAUAUAUUCAAGUAUAUAUUCAUAUAUUUUUAACAACUAUUUUUUUUUUUUUUAUAACUGGAACGUCAUACUUUUAAGUUUUUUCAAACUUUGGUUUAUUUUGUGAGAUGCUUUGUGUUUUAAAAGCUAUUAUUUUAGAUUCUGAGUGGAGUGAAAAAGCUUAUAAUUUUACAAAGAUGUUAUUCUUUUUUUUUUAUCUGUGCGCAACUUUUCUAUUAGAAGAUUUGCUUGGAUUACUACGUGUAGUACCUUUUAUGAAAGAAAAUCGGCGUGGGGAGGUACUAUAAGAAGGUCGCUUUUCCAUUUUCCCAGGAAUUUUUUCAACAAAUGUAAAAAACCUGAAUAAAAAACGGGAAAACCGAUAAAAACGUAGGAAAACUAUUAGCAGCCACUGUUAUAAAUAAUUUAAUAUAUAUCUGUAAGUAACGAUAAACCAUUGUUAACGAAAAACCGAUUCUGAGUGGAGUUCAGUUGAUAGUGAUGCUUUGUCAACAAUACAUAAUAUGUCACAUUAAAAUAAUUAAGUAAGGCAUUAAAUAUUUUCUUUAAUAAUAUUUGUUUAAUAUACCGAUUUCCUGUUUUUCCUACAUUUGUUGAGAAAACUCCUUGUUUGUUGAAAAAAUAGAAGUAUGACCUCUAAAGUAUCUCUCCACAUCGAUUUAUUUUCAGAAAAAGUACUGCACUUAAAAAUCGGUGCAAGAUCUCUACAAUUUACAUAUUGAUACAUCAGAUAGAGCUAUUCAAAUAAUAAAUGAUAAGUAAAUUACGUUCUUUAAUUAUAACAUUUUCUUGGUACAACGUUAUUUAGUAUUAAAUUAAAUUUGCUAUUAUGGUUGAAAAAAAUAUUGGUCUCGAGAAUAACUCGGAAGAUAACCGAUUACUUCUGUUUUUUUUUUUUUGACAAAAUUUUUUUUCAAAUAAACCACGAAGUUUUAAUAUUGCUCGAUGGUGAUGUCUACCAAACUAUGGGACGGUUAAUUAUAUUUUCUUAUAUAUAUUUUUUCAUAAAUAACUAUUUUUAUCUAUAAGAAAAUUUGUGAAAAUGUGAAAAGAUAAUUCAAAAUAAUACCUUUGAUGAUAAUUGUUUUGUUCUUGUGAUUAUAAAUCCUAACAAAAACCCUCCAUUAAGUACGUUUAAAAACCUCGGCAAGAAAAAAUAAACGUUAGCAAUUUAUGAUAUCAAAAAGGGGCUAAGUAAUUUAUUAGUAUAGAAAUUGUCUAUAGUUUUUUAUUUUUAAUGAAGUGCGAUAAUUUAAAACAAAUAAUUUAACUUAAAUUAACGGCUGCUAAUUUUUUAUUACUAGGUACUGAUUUUCUGCCAGAAUUUCUAAUCUCUAAGAAUAUUUUUAACCGAAUUAAAAUAAAAAACAAAAUUGAGAGUAAUAAAACAAUUAUUUUCGUAAAUUUUCCUGUUCUUUCCACGUUUUUUUUCGCUAAAUUAGAUAAUAAAAACUACACGAAAAACCAAAAAUAAUUCUUACUCACCAACUAGAUUACUCUAACUCAACAAGAAAGAUCUUUUAUUCAUUUUUUUAUUAGAGAAAUAUUUUUAGUAGGAAACAUAGUGUGUAAAAAUUGAAAAUAAUGAAAUUGUACACUGUAUAUAUUUGUUCGUUUUUAUUCUUAGUCUUUUUCCCAAUAAUUAUGAAAACUAUUUGGAAAGCUAAAAAACGACUUUGUUCGUGAACAUCUUCAAAAAUACAACAAAAAAAGGCCUUUUGUCGGUUUUUUAUCGGAGCAAUAUUUCUAGUAGAAAACAUAGUUUGCAAAAAUUAAAAACAAUGGUAUCCUUAACACUACGGCAUGUAGUAAAUCUUGUAUUUGCCGUUUUACCUAUAAUAUUCUUUUUGGGUUUUCCCGAUUAUUAUGAAAACCCCUUGGAAAAUCAAAAAAUAACCUCUUUAAUACACCGACUAGAUAAAAUUUUCUUUCGGAAAAGGUUCUACACUGAAUACAUCAGGGCAUGAUUUUGGUAAAAAAGUUGUUUACAAACAGGAAAAAAAAACACACACAUCAUAAUAAAACCAAUGGGUCUCUUGCUCCUUGCUUAUAUAUGCUCCGAAUUUAAAAUAAUGAAACUGUGAAUAUUCCCGUUUUUGCUACAUUUUUUCUUUAUAGGUUUUCUCUAAUUAUUAAGAAAACUAUAUUUAAAAUUAAAAAUGACCUUCACAUUGCACCAACUAGAUCAACUAUAUGAAAGCUCGUUUUUUGAUUAGAGUUAAAGUUCUCGUAGUAAAAUUGUUUACAAAAAGAAAAAAAAAACUGUACAGAAUCAAUACAUUCCGAUUCCUCAUUACACUCAAAAUCUAAAAUUAAAAAAAAAUUUAUCCGUUUUAAUACGUAUAGAUAUAAAUACUGAAGCCUAUAGAUACCUUAUGUAAUAUUCACUGCUUACAUAAUAUUAUAAUAUUUAACUUUAUUUUAUGUAAAUAUAUUCCAUAGGUAUUGGUACAUAAAAGAUAUGCCAAGGUACUAUUAACCUUCCUAAAUAUAAAAGUGAGAUAAAAAUUCGAAUUAGGUUAUAAUAAUAUAUAGUAGGCAAUUUUCGAAUAGCUACUACAAUUAUUUAAGAUUUUAUUUAUUACAACAUUUGUCUAAAAACCAGAUUCCAACUUUAGACGUAUAAAUGUACAAUUGGUAAAAGUCCUAUUAAUCCGGUUCCAUGCCCAUCCGGUUGGCCGUCCCUGAAUUUAUAUAGGUAUAAUUAUAAUAUAUUGGCGUCCAGGAAAGAAGGAUUUGAAUCAAUUUUGUAUAGUUUUUCAAUGUACGCAAAUUAAUUAAUUUUUAUGUUACUGAGCAAAAAUUGCUCAGUAACACAUUCGGUAAACGGCCCAAGUUUCAUACGGCGUUGUGAACGGCUUAAGACAUAUUAUAAUAGUUUAUAACACGAUUUGAGCGUUUUUUCCAAUCAAAAUGUAUACGUCACGGAUUUACGCAAUGACGUAAGAUAUUUUAAUGUUUUGUUUAACAAGUGUUCGAAUAUCCGUACACUCUUUUAUACCAUUUAGCCCGAACGGAAUAAAGAUUGAGUGGGAGGGGGGGGGGAGAGCUUGAGAAAUUCCGUAUAAAACCGAAUUAUAUGUAAAAUAAUAAUAACGGUAAAAUAAUUAUCGAAAAUUGACUUGAGCCCGUCUUACCCGGGUACCAACGGCCCCGGUAUGGGUGUAACGCCGAAUCGUAUUUUUUCGAUCGAACGACGUGACAUGCGAUGUCGCGAUUCGACAAUGAUAAACGCCGCAUAACGGAUGCAAUAAUGUAAUGCUGGAACGAGGCAGCGCGUAAUGUCAUAAUAAUAUUAUUAUGGCGAGUAGUCGAAUAUGUUAUUACAAUACACUAUUUAGACGAGCGUGUGUUUGACCUCACCGCGUGUCCAUCGUCGGGUUGGCGGACCUAUUCGCUCCAGCGGUUAACCCCGCCGCGGUCCCAUCAUCCGGCGUAUAACGUUUAACUGGCAUUACUGCAGGCAACCGUUUUAAAAUACACGCGCACACACGCGCGCGCGCGCCCUAUUGUAAAACAUUCGAAACGAUCUAAUGUCGAGGAAAAAAAAAAAAACGACGCGUUCACAAUCAAUUAUAAUACCGUAUUUAGGCUGUCCGUCCACGACCUCUCACGUCCUCUCCCCUCCCCUCCGCACCCCCCCCCCCCCUUCGCCGUUCAACAGCAACUACAGCGGCCGCACGGCCAGACUCUGCGUAAUAGCAGUAAUAAUAGUACCGUAUAAUAUACGAAAUGAAAUAAUAAUAAUAAUAACAACGACGAUAAUAUUAUUAUCGCCGUAAUAUCUCAUUUUCCCGCCUAUGUGUACCUAUAUGUAUGCUUUCCUCCUCCCAUCUCCUACACACCUCCUCCCCCGCACACACACACUCGUUCACUCUCGUCACAGCGUAUUGUUGGUAUAGCAUAAUAUAUAAUAAUAUAACGCCGUAUAGUACCUACACCUCGACACUUCUCCCACGUACAAUUUCGUCCGGCAUCACAUCUAGAGAUUCCGAGGGUCCAUCGCAUAUUAUUAUUAAGUAUGUGUGUAUACAUAUACAUAUUAUUUAAACGGUCGAUUGUUAAUCGUGGGAUAGCGGGACGGAAUAUACGAAACAUACGCGAUGGGACCGACGACGAGAGAUGAUGAUGAUGAGUAAGUGGCGCGUAUAAUAUCCGGGCAAUAUGCGUCACGUCCGGAGGAAAAAGGGUGUAUUACAUGCCGCCGCUAAAAAAAAAAAUAUAUAUAUGUGUAUAAUAUAUACAUUAUAUACACUCGCAUAAAACCCGCAGGCUAAUUAAUUAAUUGUCACGUUUACGUUCUCACGCCAGUUUAAUUGUUCGCUAAAUGUCAUCUCCAAGAAAUUACGCUCACUUUACGCGCGAUGCUGUGCGUGCACGCAACACUGUUAGUCAUAUCAUUGUCAAUUUGUAUGAAUGUAAAAUGUGCCACGCAAAUUUGUAACGGCGUCGGUCUAUUAAAUCCAAUUUCUAACAAAAAGUUAAAUUCGGCGAGAUGUUCAUUAUUGUUAUACUAAUCAAAUAAUGAUUAACAAAUUCCUAAAUUUACACAAUAGGUGCGUUUUGGCGAAACAAAUUUUAAUAAACAGUUUGCUGUUGUUUGCUACUUGAUCGGUUGCUCGCCAAAACGUUUUGUUUACUGUAUAAUAUUUUUUGUUGUAUAAAUGGAUGGAAUGAUUGAAUGAUAGUCCUUAUAAGAAGAUAUUACAUUAGUAACCGAAAGCAGUAAAUGUAGUUUUAAAUUGUUUGCUGAUUUUGGCAACCCGGUUUUCGAAAAGUGCAUUCAGCUAUCAAACAAUUGCAGUAAACUGUGUCGCCAAAAUAGUUUGUUCACUAAACUAGGAACCGGGUUGCUCAAAACUGCAUCGCCGAAACACGCCUAUUAUUAUUAUUAUUAUUAUUAUUAUACAACUAGCUGCUAUUAUAAUAUGUAUACAGUUCAAUUUUGUUUCUACCUAAAAUUAUCGGAUCGGUGUUAAAAAUUUAGAGGACCUUUUUAAAAUCGUGAUAUUUCACACAUCCAUAAUAUAUCCCUUGAAAAUUAAAAUUAAGGAGAAAACAACGACAAUACAGAUAAUGUUCUUAUCUUUAGAUUGUUAAUAGGUCAAUUCACUCUAAUAUUAAAACCUAUAUCACAGGUUGUUUUUGCCGAACGAACAUUUGCUAUGUUACUCGAUUUUAAGAUAGAGAUAGCACUUGCGGGUAUAACGCCCUCUUAAGAAUUUAAUAUACGCCAAUAAAUCGAACACGGAAUAUCAUAAAAAAACGAAUAUUUUUAUUAUUUUAUGUAAAUUGAGUUGCCUAUACAACAUACAACAGGCACACUCGUAGAUAUACACGAAACAACUUUACUAUAUUUAUUCAAAUUGUACAUCUAAGCAUUGAUAAUAAUUAAGUAUCAUUGAUAUAUAUAUAUAAACAAAUAUUGUCUAAAUUCGAUAGGUUUAUAUUUUAUUGAUAUUUUGGUAGCAUUAUUUUGAAAUAUGUUUUAAUCCUAUUGUAUUAGUAAUAUGUUUUAAAUGCACAUGUUUGUUCAAACCACACCUCUAUAAAUACUGAUUAUGGUUGUAAUAUUAUUCAACUGCGAUAUAUUAAACAAUCGCUGUUUACUAUGUCCAAAGUCAAAGGUUUAAAAAUAUCUUUUUGCUCAUAUAUUAAAUUAAGAAUCGCAUUCGAUCUAAAAUAGUUAUUAGCAUUGAUAAUUAAUCAAAAAAAAAAAAGAUUUAAUAUUUAGUUAAAUAAUCUCUUACUGUAUUAUAGUUUUUAUAACGGUUGUAGUUAUAUAACAUACUUUAUUAAUUAAUGAUUAUUAUUUACUGUUAGAUAAAUAAUGUAAAAUAUUAAAAUAUGAUAAAAUUUAGCUUCUCGUUUGACUAUAAAAAGAUAAAAUACUCAAAUCAAAUAUAAAAUAAAAAUGAAAUAUGUGUUUGAAAAUCAUUAAUGUAUUUCAAAAAAUAUUAUAUUAAAAAAUAUAAUUAUUUAUAUUUUAAAAAAAAAAAAUGCUAAAAGUUUCAUUAUAAUUGCGACAAAAGAAUAAUAAUUUUAAAUUAUGUAUGUAUAUUUAUAUUACUUUUAUUAUUUAUUUUAGAUUCGGAGCAUAACGAGGGAGUUAUUAGUUUUACUAAAAUGUUUAUUUUUUUUUCUUUUGGUCUGUGGACACGUUUUUUCCUAGUAAACUUGUUCUACUUUUUACGUGUAACUUUUCUGAAAGCUCAAGUUGUCUAUAUGAUAUUUUAAACGGGUCAUUUUUAGAUUUUCGGCACCAUUUUUAAAACAUAAGCACUUAAGUGAGAAAAACCGUAAGAAUACGUACAAUUUCAUUAUUUUAUAAAAACACGGACGAUGAAAACAUGAAAAAAACCAUAAUACUGAUUAAUCGAAAAAUCAAAAGACAAAUUUUUGUUUCCUCUUUUAUUUAUUUUCUUAUGGUAUCAUCGCCAAAAUUUUUAACUCACUUUUGAGCUUUUAGGAAUUGUAAUUUUUGGGAGUUUUUUUGCUGUAAUUCGUUUAUAAGCAUACGUAGAUACUUAAAACUUGGUAAUAAUACUUAUAUUGGACUUACUUUGAUGUGGUAAAAUUUUCAAAAUCAUCGGUUAAAUUUGUUUACAAUGGUACUUUUUAUUUAUAUAUAUAUAUACUAUAGACCACUUUUAUCCUAGAAAACUUGCUUCGGUGUAAUAAGUGUAGCAGCUUUUCUAAAAGUCAAUUUUAUCUAUUUAGUAAAUACAAAUACAUUUUUUGGUUUUUCAAACUGUAUUUAUAAUAAAAACGAUUAAUCGAGGAAAAAAUUACGAUUUUUUCACGAUUUCGUUAUUUUAAAUAAGUACCUACCACGUUUUCUAGCACAAAUAUUGCUCUAAUUGAAUAACAAUAUGACACCUUUUUUGUUGAAUUGUUAAUCUUGUUUUUAAUGAUGUAGUUCAUUUUUUUUGAUUUUUGAAUUAGUAUUCAUAAUAAUCGAGAAAAAACGUAGGUUAAUUUGAAAAAAAUCACUUCAAAUUAUGUAUUACCGAACUGCGUUCGGAAUCGUCUUUCGGCAGCUAUGGUUUAUCGUUGCUUACAGAUAUAAUUGAAAUAACCUUAUGUAUCCUGCUUCCUAACUAUUCACCUACAACAGUAGCCACACCCGUCCCCAGUAUCAUCACUUUUUUUAUUUUUAUUUUUUUUUACUGUGAACAUUUUUUCUACCAAGAAAUACAUCUUCUUCCGAUGUAUCAAUUAUAGAACUUUUUCUGAACAAAAAUUUAAUUUAAUUAGUACUUUGAACGGGUCAUUUUUUGAUUUUCCAAGCGGUUUUUAUAAUAAUUGGGAAAAAAACGUAGGAAAAACCGGAAAACUUAUGAAAAUAAUGGUUUUAUUAUUUUCAACUUUAUUUUUUGUUAUAAUUCAGUUUAAAAUAUUUGAAGAGACGUAAAAUUCGGACAGAAAACUCAUAAUAAACUCAUAGAAAAUAAUUGGGAGCAGCGGAAACAGUGCAGCUAUUGUUGUAAAUGAGAAGUUGGGAAGUACGAUACGUACUUCCCGGGAAUUGAAUAUAUAUCUGUAUGCAACGAUUAACCGUUGCUAACGUAAAACGACUCUGAAUGGAGUUAAGUUAUUAAUGUUGCUUUGUAAAAUUUACAAAUUAGGUCUUGAUAUUUACAAAUUUUAUCAAAAUGAGUUAUUAAAAUUCCUUUGAAAAAAAUGUUUACAUUAAAUUUAAUUUUUUUAUGACAAAGUACGACUCAUAACGAACCGAAUAAAUAUUACAAAAAAUAUUCGCAAAAUUAAAAUGUCUAUAAAAACUCAAAUAUUUUUAAAAUUUUAUCACAUAAAUAAAAGGCAAAUAUAAUGUUGUCGAAAUUUCAAAUCUUUACAAACAUUAUAAACUGAAUUACAACAAAACAAAAAAACACAAUUUAAAAAUAUAAAAAUAUUGUUUUCGUAAAUUUCCCCGGUUUUCCCAAUUACUGGAAAAAUCAAAAAACUGACCUCGUCAGUCAGAUUCCUUUCAGAAAAAGUGCUUUAAUUCAAAAUGGGAGCAAAAUUACUGGUAGUAAAGUCGUUUACAGAUAAAAAGAAAUAAUAAAUAUCAUUGUAAUACCAAUACAUUCCUCGCUUUUACUCAGAAUCUAAAAUUGUUUUACUAACCAGAAAAAAAACUUAUAUAAAACUAAUAACUUCUUUACUAUACUUAGAAUCUAAAAAAAAAUUUAAAAAAAGACGAAAAAGUGUGGCCACCUUUGCCUUUGACUCAGGGUUGCAGCCCUCACCUUAUCAAACCCUGCUUAUUACAUCAUUAACACCUAAACAAAUCAAACUUGUUAUUCCGUUUUGAAUAAUAUAUUACUUUUGAGUCAUAUUAAAAUGAUUUACUAAAUUCAAAGUAAUUAAUAAAUUUUAUUUUCUAGAACUUUUAAGAAACAAGCAGCGCUAUAAUUUUAUAUUUAUGUUAUUUUUUGUCAUCAUUAUUUUUUGGGGUAAAACCACUGCCUACUUUUAAUUUUCAAACGGUAACAUAUAUUAAAAAUUCCAUAAAUAUAUGGAGUAUUAGUUAAAAUAAAUUUGAGUAUUGAAAUUUUUGAUUUCUCUCUAGCCACUGACGAGAUAUUCCACUUUUAAUUUUUGGUUGGAAAAGAGUAAGUGGUGCAUUAUUAACACGCUGCGCGCCGUACCGCCACACAAAUAAUACUCCACUACUCUUCUCCAACCUAAACUUAAAAGUUCUAGAAAACAAAUUCCAAGAAAAGUUAAUACUUUCCAAGAUAACGUAUAUACCCACUUAAAUGGAUCACUCGGUAUAAUAAGCAUUAAUAUUAUUAUUCUCAUAAUGUACGCCGUACCUUAAGUUAAAUGAACAUUUAAUAUGGUUAGUAUAAGGUUCUACAUACUAAGUAUCUUAAAAUUAUUGUACAACAGCUUAAUUGCCUAAAUUAAUUGACUUCUAGAAUAAAUUAUUAUAGAUAUUUUAUAAAUAAAAAUGUAUAAUAAUAUGUGUACCUAUAUUAUGGUAGUUUCACAUGUGUACUGAAAUAUAUUUUUGGUUGUCGAAACGUUGAAUUCUUGUAAUUUCGCCUCGCUCUAUUGUCAAAUCAAUACAAUGAAUGCCUCCUGGGGUGGAAGAGAAUAUGUGCCUAGAAUUCAUCGAUACGUGAAAAAAAAAAUACUUAGAUUUAUCGGACGUACCUGUAGGUCCAGGUAUUUCGAGGAACUAUCGUAAAAAUGUGUAGUACCUUUUCGAUAAUACACCGAAUUCUUACGGCCUAUUCAAGGACAAACUGGGUGCAUAUCAAUCCAGGUAGAAAUGAAAAAUAAUAAGACUGCAACCUUUCAGCUUAUUUACGGAACUACGACAAUUUUAUAUUUUAAAUUUAAAACACAUACAUCUACGUAUAAUUUAUAUUUUCUUAUCGUUGACUAGCCCAGAGUGUAUUUCUCUACUUUUUCAUCCGGGCAAGUCUGCCCCUGGGUCUGUUAAACUACCAACAGUGAUUAAAGUUAGUGCAGUACGUUUGGGCAUUAAAAUUAAAAAAGUAUACCUUUGUAACUUAUGUUGAAAAAGUAUAUAAAAUGUAUACACAUAUAAAUAUAUAUUAUAUUUUACAAAUAUAAACAUAUAAAGAAAAUAAUUCGUUUCAAAUAAAAUUUGUAUAAUAAUCCAAAAUCAUAUGCCUACUUAAAUCAAAUAAUUAGUAUAUAAUAUAUAAUAUGUAUAAUUAUAUUAAUUAUAUACUUUAUUUCCUUGAUUUCAAAUUUCUAUAAUUUUAGAUUCUGAGUGGAGCGAAGAAUGUAAUGGUUUUACAAAGAUGUUUAUUUUUUUUUUAUGUGAACACUUUUUCUACCAGAAAGCACACUCCGACAUAUACGAUGUAGACUCUUUUCUGAAACGAAAUUUUCUUGGGGUGGAACUUUAGGAAGGUCAUUUUUUGAUUUGCUCAGGAGUUGUCUCAUCAAAUGUGGAAAAAAACGGAAACAUAUUCGAUUUCUUUAAAAUAAUUAGUAUGCUUCUGCGCUACAAUUUAUGUGUGAACAUUUUUUUUUGGGCGGUGGGGGACUUUAUUAAAACAUUUAAAAUUUUACUAUAAUUUUUUAAACAAAUUCAAAAUAGCCAUUUUGUAAAAUAGAUUUUUAGGACAUUUUUAGUGGUUAAAAUUGUUGUUAAAGUAUGGUCUUUUAUUUUCUAUGAUUUUGUGAAUAAUUUUCUUUUCAAUUAUAACAAUAUUAUGUAUCCAUAUAAAUCAUCACUAUUGAUUGAUUGAUACUACCUAAUACCUAUAAUAUGAUAAUAUUAUUGCCUGAUAUUAACUUAUAAAAGAGAAAAGUCCCCUUUCUCUAAAAAAAAAAAAUGUUCAUCUAUAGGUAAACUGUAGCGUUGAGCCAUACAAUUAUUUAAAGAAUAUAUGUAUAUCAAAAAUUUUGAAUACACCAAAAGUUAUUGCAUUUGUCGAAUCCUCGUUGGACAUCCUGUAUAUUAUACGAGGUAUAAUCUCGUAUAUAUAUAUAUAAUUGUAAAACCACUAUCUUCUUCACUUUACUGGGUAAUUAAAUUUAAUGUUAUUUUAGUUAUUUUAUUAUAAAAUAACUAAUAUGUCUUUUCAGCUUUCACUGGGUAGGUAGGCACAGCCCUUGUAAUAAAUUAUUUUAUUAUUUUUUACAAAGAAUGAAAGUAUAUAAUAAUAUUCAAAUGUUAACUUUUAUAAUAAUUCCAAAUAUUCGUAGGUACAUUAUUAUUUAUAAUAGGUAAAUUAAUCGUAUUAUUACAAUAAUGGUACCAUCAAUUGAGGUAACGUUACCGCAGCACCUGUAAGAUGAAAUUGAAUUUUAAGGAUUUUUGAAGGUCAUACAAAACAGGGUACAUAAUAUUGCAUGGUUAAUAUACAUAGUAUGAAUACCAGGGUACUGGGAAAUGUACCUAAUAAUAUUAUCUUAAAAACGGUUCACAUUAUGAAAAAAAACUACAACCUACAAUAAAUAAAAACUUACCCAAAUUGAUAUUUUUUUUUAGAAUUAUUUUAUUUUGUAUGAUUAUUAUUCAUGAAUCACCGAAUCUUGUUUUAGUUUGAAUAUUUUUAUUUUUAAACACUAUAGCCAUUUUCCUUUUUUUUUUUUUUCUUAUUUGAACGGACAGUGAGGGAUCUGUUUUUCACAAUACUUCCUCACUGCUACCAUAACUAUUUCGUAGUUAUUUUACCUACAGAAACCAGAUUUCUACCCGUGGGUAAUCCGUAUUCAUUUUGAGUUUAAAUUCCAAUUAAGCUCUUCUUAAUUAUAAUUUAUGAUUUUGUAUAUGCUUUGUUGUUUUUACCGUUUCAUCCCUAUAGUACUCACUGUAGGGCAUUUGGUUCCCGGGAUUAUGUCAAAAUUAACAUGUGUGCCGGUUUAAAGGAGGCAAUUCAUUAUACUCCAACAAUUCACUACGCUUCUUUUUUUAAGUUAUACCAUUAUAUCGUAAACAUUUUUAUCUUUUUUACAAAUUGGAAUAAAAUCUGAAAUCUAUGAUAGUAAAAUAAUGUGGUAAUAAGAAUGCGUACCUAGUAUACGUAAAUGCGUUGAAAUAAAAAGACGGACAUACUUCGCACGAUAGGUGGGCCACUUGUAGGUGAGAAGUUGGAAAGGUAAUUUAGUGGGGAAAUGUAAUGUAUAUCUAUACUCAACAAUUAACCAUUGCUAACAAAAAAACGAUUCUAAGCGAAGUUCAGUUGACAGUGUUACUUUAUCAAAAAUAUAUAUGUUAUACCUAUAAUGGUAAAAUAAUGACAUAUGCAUUAUAUAUAUUUUUUAUUAAUAUUUGUUUAAUAUUGAACCUAUUUUCCCGUUUUCCUACGUUUUUCCUAGAUUUUUCCAUUUAUUGAGAAAGCUCCUGGGAAAAUAAAAAAAUAACUACAUAAAAUAUUGUUUGGGCCAAAUUUCUCUCACUUUAUAUCGUCUUAAUAAUCGAUAGGCAGAAAAGUGAAGAGAUACCAUUAAUCAUUAUGUGAUGCGUCUGUAUAGUUUAUCAAUACCUAGGUAUACAAUAUUUCAAUAUUAUAGUUUCUGAUUAUCAAUAUAUAAAGGGGGAGAACUGUAUAAUAAAACGUUAUUUACAGAAAAAACAAAAUGAUUAUAGGAAAAUAACGAGAAAUAAAUAUUGGUACUAACGAUUAAAAAUUCAAUGAUAUUGAAAGUAUACCUUUUUUUAGUGUUCAUGAGUUUUCACAUUGAUAUAUUUCGGGCAAUAUUUAUCCAUACCCGUAAUUAAUGUAGUGUAAUAAUGUGUGAUUGUUAAAAAUGAUUUACCUAUAAUCAUUAGUUAUUGGGUUUUAUACUGUAUUAUAAGACAAUGAAAUUAUUUAAAUAUCCGACUCAAAUACAAAGAUGUAGGAUCCAACACUGUGAUUUUAUAAUUAACGAGUAGUUAUAAUAUAAUUAUAAGAAUACGUGUAAAUAAAAAAAAAAUUUUAAUGAACAUUGUUUUUUUUUGUCAAAUUUUCUCCAAAAAUAUAUAUUAUUACACUGUAUUGUCUAUAAAUUUAUCGUAAAUGUAUAUGUAUAUAUAUAUAUAUUAUAUAUUAUACAUACACAUGUUUUUACUGGUACUUUUGGUUCCAUUUAACGGCUCCCUCUUAACCAAAUGAGCUUAAACUCAGGAAUUAUAGUUUUUUUUUUAUAGGCGGAUCUAAGUGAUGAAAUUUUGGUUAAAUUUCAAUAUGAAUUUUACCAUAAUAUUGUUGCGGGAGAAGAGUGUUGUUUUAACUUUGAACAUCCCUACAGAUCUUCCAAAUAAGCAAAAAUGGUACAAUUUUUUAUAUGCAUGAUUUAAAUAUAAAUUAUUUGCCUGUUGGGGUUAUAACUAUCAACCAUUUUUAUUAUAAUAAAAAGGGUCUUAAGCAUAAAAUGAAAAUAUUAUUUGUUCUAUUAUUUUUUAAAUACAAUUACUAAAGGUAGUCUAGUGAAAAAACAAUCGGUAAUUAUCGGAUAAUCUAUAUGUAUUUAGUACGAAUUUUUAAAUUCAAACAUAAAUAAUAAGUUUACUUGAAAAAAAAAGUAUAAACAUUGAUGUUAAGUAACAAUAAUAUGCGUAUAAUAAGUGUAUAUGUAUUUGUGUAACGGGCAUAAUAGUUUGGAUUUAUGCGUGUUGAUGAAUUUUCAUUGAGCUAAAAAAGCAUUAAUAAAUUGCGAUUAAUUAAAUCAUUAAAACACAUAUUAUAUUAUUGACUUUUUAGUGGAAAAAAAUAAAUAUAUCAUAUGCCUAUUUUAUAAUAUCACGAUUCACGGCCUGUCAUAGAUUAUAGAAACAACGAUGUUUUUUUUAAAACAUUACCGUUGCAACAAACAAGUUUUGUUUUUUAUUUAGAAUAAUAUUAUGCAUGCAUAGUAUAUGGAGCUCACACGAUAUUAAAAUAAUAAAGAUUUCAAGGUAACGAGAUACCGGUUACGAAACUCAAAGAAAUAAUAUGUACCUUGUACCUAUAAAAAAAAAAAUCUGUAGGCCCCAAAAAGAUGGAAUUUCAACACGUUUAUAGGUAUUUUUUUUUCAGUUUUUUUUUUUUUUUUUUCGGUAACCGGACGAGGAAUGUCUUUCUCUCUAACCUAACCAUACCUACCUAACCUGCCUACCUACCUACUUACGGUCGACAGCGGCAGCGCGGAAAAGGGAAUCAAUUCCGAACAUCUGAAUCUUUCACCCGCUUCCCUCCCAACCCACAUACGCACACACCCGAAAGAGCGACAUCGUUCCCGUAGUUCCAUAUUAUAUACGAAGCAUAAUGCCUAUACAAAUUUUAUUUAUUUUUUUUUAUAUAUGUAUACACUUAUGUACAGGGUGUAACUGGACUAUUUGACAUUUUCACAUGCAACUACAAUGUAAAAAUGUCAAAUAGUCCUGCUACAUCCUGUAUAUAUAUAUAUAUAUGUAUAUGAUAAUAUAAUAUAUCUGUAUGUAUCAAGUAGACAUUUAUUCGCAGCACGAUGAUAGUAACAAUAAUUGUACUAGCUUCCUUCAUCACCACUACCACCGGCCGCGCCAAAACCUGUUGCGACCGAGGGCGGGACAAGCCGACGCGAUUCAUCGCGCGCUGCUGGACGCAAAACCGUAAGCACACACGUCUAGCUCACAGCGCCGGCGUUUUAGUAACGUGUAGUUCGGGUUUACGUCGAGUUCUUAUUGUGUCUGUAGACCGUGUGCUCGCGCGCGCGUAUGUAUGUGUGUGUAUGUGUGUGUGUGUGUGUGUGAACGCUGUACGAUCUCUUGUCUGGAUCGGGUUUUCAGUACCUAAAUAAUAAUAAUAAUAACAAUAUUAUUUAUUAUCCAACUUGCGCCGGGAGUAGAAACGAACAGAAAAACAAACAAAAACACAACAACGGCAUCUUGUUAUAACACACGUACUUAUAUCAAUCGUUGUUGCGGUUACAGUACCUAUUGCAGGGUAGGUUUCGAUAUUAUAAUAUUUUUGUACUCGUAUAAUUAGUAAUUAUUAUUGGUAAACUUUUGUAAUAUCAUUAUUUGUAAUCUUGUCGUGUCGUCGGAAAAUAUCAUCGUGUAUUGUGUAGUCGAUAUUAUACUCCUAUAUAGCCUAUAGGUACCUAACGAUAAGUGUAUCGUUACGCGGACACUGCAUCGUAAACGCGCUUUUUUUUUUUUCAAUAUAUGUGUGUCCAGUAGUGAGUAAACAUGUAAGUAUGAUAUUUCUUUUUAAAAAAAAAAAAAAACUACUACACACACACUCGUAUUAUAUAAAAUAAUAUUUUUUAAAAAAAAUAACAUUAUUUAUCGAAUUUUUUUCACUACCUACGUAGUCGUAUAUUACACCAUAUAUACCUCUUAAGUGGUACGUGUUGUAUCAUCCGGUGCGAUAACUUCGUACAUUUACACAUAAUAUGACAUCGUUUAAAUAAUAUAAUAUAUUAUAAUGUUCUUUAUUAGGAAAUAUUAUUAUAGUAAAAAAAAAAAAGUACAUGGUUUCGAAUUUGUUUAAAUUAUAUUGUCCUUCAUCGGUACACGACAAAGUUAAUUGAAUUAACAUUAUGAUAUUAGUUGGUAGAUAUAUAUAUAUAUAUAUAUAUUGUAUAUACAUAAUAAACUGAAGUCAAUUAUAUAAAUGUUGUAAAGUUAUAUACAUAUAGGUACCUAUGCAGAAUGUUUCAACUAUAAUACCAUUGUCCCUAAAAUAUUAUAUUUAACUAGAAUACACUGUAGUAUUUGAAAUGCAAUAAUUAUAUUAUCAUGAGCUGUAUAUUCAAAUACAGAACUAUAUACAUAUAUACCUAAUGUAUAUAAAUUAUAAUCAAUUGAUGUGUUUUUUAACUUAAACAUAAUACGUUUGCAUGCAAUUAUUUAUUUAAUUUUUUAAAGAAUAUCUAUAAACAAUAACUGCAACAUUGUAUUUUAUUCGUAAAAUUAAAAGUUUAUAACUCCCUUUUUAUGUAAUAAACUGACAAAUCACUGCACGGGCUAAAUAUAUAGGUACAGAUUUCUUAUUCAUUCGACAUUUCAUUAUAUAUCUACCUACUUCCCUAAUGAUUUUUCUGGAAAAAGUAAAACGAUAUCGUCAUCUAUCUAUAAAUUAUAAGUGUAUAGGUAGAUAAUUUAUUAAUUAACUAGCGGAGGAGUGUUGUAUUCAACGAAAAUACAAAUACCGUGCAUUAUUAGCAUGAUGUACAACCAUCAUUUAGAUGGUUAUGAACAUUUUAAAACCAAACGAAUUUGAUUAGUAUAAUUCAAUCUAUAUUGACAUUUUGUGAAUAUGGGAGGGCAAACAACUAAUAUGUACCAGAAUAUUUGAAAUAAUAGCAAACUAAUACCACAGAUUAAAAUGUUCAUAAUUAUAUAUUAAUUAUAUGUAUAUUGUAUCUAUACUAAUAAAUACUAUAGAAUUUACUUACUAAUUCAUAUGAAAUAUCAAUCUUUGCACCAUGUUGAAACUCGUAUGUAUUUAAACGAAUAGACAAAUAAUCAGAUGUAUUGGAUGUUUUAAAAUAUAUUUAAAAUAGGUAACAUGAUUAUGUUUGUUUGGUCUGAUAGGUAUCUAUUUUUCUCAAUAAUAAUAUAUAAAUUAUAGGUAUAUAGUGUAACUUUUUAUACAUUUCACAUUUUAUCAUAUUUUACAUUGAAAUUUUAACGAACAUAUUAUGUAAUAUUUAGGUAGUCAUAUUUUUCGUCUUUCGGAUGAAAAUAUUAAUGAAUACUAGUUAAUUUUUCUUUUAGAAUGUGUAUUCGUUUAAAUUAGGUUUAAAUGAUUUUCGAAUAAUGUAAAAUGGAUUCAAAUUCAUUGUCGGUUUUCUUCAACUUGCAUCAUAAACGUGAUAGUAUGCGUUUAAAAUACUAUAAUAAGAUUACCCAUGCAUAUAUUUCUAUUUUUACUAUUCAUUUUUCAUAAAACAAAUAAAAAUAAUCUAUUUUAUAACGAAUAAAUUCUAAACUCCUAUUAUAUUAUGUAUUAGGUACCAAUACAAUGAAAAUACAUUUUUCUGUGUGUGACGUGUUAUAAUUGAAUAUUCUGUUAGUAAACUAGUCACGUAAAUUUAGUAGACGAAAUAAAAAUUUCACUCGAGCAAUAACUAUUCAUUUAGAUUUAAGGAUAACUGUUAUUGGUUGAUUUAAUUUUUCUAUCCUAUUACAUUUCAUUUAUUUUUACACUCACACUAGUCGCAUUUCUUAUAUUAAAUAAUAUUACUCCCGAUUCCGUUAGAUACUUACAAAAUAAUGUUAAUUCAAUGAUUAAUAUUUAUAUUUUUCAAAAUUUCAACAUCUAAAAGAUUUUCUUAAAUUAUUUUGUACUUUCUAAUAAUAUUGCAGUAGGUACGAAAUGACUAAUAUCGCUAUUGUAGGUAUUAAACAAUAUUGUAAUUCCUCGACAUUAUAAUCAUUCUGUAUAGUUAAUAUAUUGCAUUUCACUCAUGGGUAGGUAUUUAAAUAUGAUUUAUCAAAUUAUCUAUUCAUAGAUGUAUGUAAAAUAUCAAUAUUUUAAAGUUUAAACAAGUGUGAAAUGAAAAAACUAUAUUAGUGGAAUCUAAAGAUUAAAAGACGAUAAAUAUCCAUCGUUAAGUAUUUAAGUUUACAAUUUAAAAAUUUAAAAAACAAUUUAUUUAGUUGUUUUUUGUUUUAUGAACGAAUUUAAAAGGUAAAACUUCUUGAAUUAUAUACAGCUCAAGUCGUUUUUUUUCAAGUCAUUUCUAUGAAAAUUACCGUAAUCUUAUAAAUAACAAAUUACUAAACCUAAACAUUUCCUUGUGAAAAUGUAUUUUAGUUAUUUGUGAAAAAUUUUAAAGGCGCUCAUUUGACCAUUUUCCAAGUACAUAAUAAUUUUCCUUACUUAAUUUUUGUUAUUAAAUAAGUGCCUACUCGUAAUACUAUUUUAGAAUUAACUACUUUAUUUGUAAUUGCGCUUUUACUUAAUGAUGGAUUUCAAGAAUCUGUUUCGAUUUAUAGUAGAUAAAAAGAUGAUGAAAAGAUAAUAUACUUCUUAUUUAUAAUGAGUACGAUAGUGAUUUUAUCCACGAUUGGUUCAUAUUUGAUUAUUAUUUGCCUAAUGAUGUAUAAAAAAUAUUAAAAAAGCAAUUAUUAUAACAUAUUCCAAUAUAUGGUUAUCAUAAUAAUUUUUUUAUUUAAUUGAGGAACAGUAGCUGUAUGUGAAUAAAAUUUAAGGGGGUACUUAACUUUUGUGUAACUAUUAUUUAUAUUAUAUAUUUUUACUUGAAGUAUUAAUAUUUAUUCAAUUGCGUAUCCAAAUAACUUAGUUUUUUAGUUUAUAUCUUUCAUCAUACUUAAAUUAAUGAAAAUUAUUGUCAAUUCAUCUAAUGUACAAUAUUUUAAUUCCAUAUUUUUAAUAAAAAACGAGGCAAAUUUACGACGUACUUCACAAAUGUACGUAAUGAAUACGGAAUAACGUGCCGCUUGGUGGCAGAGACUAGUCUCGUGGAAAUACGGAAUCCAUAUAAAAAACAUUAUCACUGUUAACCAUUAUCACCCCCCCCCCCCCCACACACACACACUAAAUUUUUAUUUACCUUUUAUCUUUCUGGGAGGGGUUCCUGAAAAAUCAUAAGUAUUUAUAAGGUAUCUCUAUAAAUAGAUGCCUCUUUUUUGGACGAAAUUUUAUUGAAAUUAUAUUGGUGUUCACACAACGAUGGAGACAAUACAAUAUACAUAUAUAUUAAAAAUAGUUGAAAAUAUUACUAAAAAAACAAAUUUUUGUUUUGCUAUGUUAUAAUUAUUAGGGAGACGCCGUCUCAAAGUUUCCCUUGACACACCACCCCUGUUGAGUAAGUAUUUAACGACUCAAUAUUCACAAAAUAGUAAACAGAUAUUUUUAAAUCAGUACCCACCUAGUAUGAUUGCAUUUAUUUUUAAUUGUGAAUAUAGAUACUUAAAUUAAUUUGUAGCUCUUCCAUUAUAAUAAUAUACCAAAAUUAGAUUAAAUAUUACGAUAAAAACUAAAAAUAUGUAAAUAUAUUCACAAAAAUAAGGAUAUAUUAUAUCGUGUUAUAUGCGUAUUAUUUCUCGUUUUUAAUAGAUAAAAUGGUGCAUAAAUUAUAAAUAUAAACAUAUAUUUAUUAUCGUAAUUCGUAAUAUCAUAGAUAUUUUGUAAGUUAUAGAUGUAUCUAUGUGUGAUCAAAACGAACGUUGGAUUAAUUAGUUUUACGAAUUACAAUUGAGAUUAAAUUAUUGUGUUAUAAUUAUAUUAAUGCAGAUUAUAUUUUACUUCGAUGUGUCUAUACUUUUCGUAAAAUUAAUUCAAUAUUCGUUUUGAUCACACAUGAAUACAUCAAUACUUAUAAAGUACCUAUGGUAUUACGAUAAUAAAUAUAUUUGUGUAAUUAAAAUUUAUACACCACUAUAUCUAAUAUAAACAAUAUAUUAUAAUAUUAUAUUCUAAAUAGAUAUUAUUUGAACAAUAUUGAAUAAAUCUGAACCCAUAUUAUAUAAUGUACCUAUCUAUUUAUUUUUUUAGUUUUCUUGUUCUAAUAAACUUUUAAACACGGGUUCCAUCAAAGUAUAGCAUAAGUACUUAUGUAGAUAUAGAUUCAUUAAAUCACAACCGGUUUCCAUCUAUCAUGUAGGUUAUUAAGGUCACGGACGGAUAGAUGCGUAUAGUUGUUUGGAACAUAUUUAUUUGUGUUAACUAUCAAAGAGAGAGAGGGUUAUAUAUAUUUUAUGAACUAAAAUAUGAUAAUUUUUUAUAGAAAAAAAUACUAAUAAUGUUUCGUUUUAUUGAUUAUAAUAUAUGUAUUUAUUUUAUGUUUUCAAUAGAUCACCUCUUAAGCCUUCGAAAACUGAUCAAGGACGUAAUACAAUGAGUACUUCCAGGAGACAAAGCAAAGAAAAAAAUGUAGAAUCAUGUUUUUCUCAUAAUUUGCUAACCAUAUUAACAAUAGCUUCUGUAUUCGGUGGUGUACUUUUAGGAUUUAUUUUAAAAGGAUCUAAAACAGAGUGAGUAAUGUUGUAAUAUUAUAUAGUACAUAAUUUUAAAUCCAUUGUAUAGGUAGAUACAUCAAAUCAAAACUAUUUGUGAAUUUUGCAUGGUCAUUUAUUUGGAAAAUUAAACACGAAAUACAUGUUCAGAUAUGGCUCAUUAUUUAAAUAAUUAAUAUUGAUUUUAUUAUAAAACUCAUAAAGACAUAAACUACAUGUAUUAUUAUUUAUUGUAUAAAUCUGAUUAUUAAAUAGUACAUAUAUCAUAACAUAAUAAUCAAAAUAACUUUACAAACGUGUCAUUUGCGUAACUUGAAAGUUCUAUUAUACCUAUGUUUGUACCUAGCAUACCUAUUCUUUUAAAAUAUCUCUUGUGGAUUUUUUUAGAUUGAGAUUUUUAGUUUAUUUAACGAGCACACUGUAGACACAAUCAAUUAUUUGAAUUUUUGUAUAUACAAACAAAAUGCAUGUAAACUAAGAUAAUAAUUUUAUAAUACAGAUAUUUCAUAAAAGUAGAAAUAAAUUUAUAACAAAAAUAAUCGUUUGAGUGGUUUUAAAUCGACUAGAUUUUGAAAUGAUUUCUCAAGAAAUUAUAGAGUUCAUAGAAAAAUACAUAAUAAACUUAAUACAGAUUAGAUAAAUACCAUGCAAAACUUAACACAGAUUAGAUAAAUAUCAUACAAAAUGACAGAUUUUAUUAUAAUAUUAAAUUUCAUUUAUUAUAUUUGAGUGAAUAUAUAUGUUACAUACUCACAUUCUAAACGUUAAGAAUGUACCGUAUUUCGCUUUAGGACAACUAUUAUGUAAUUAUUUUUAAAAACAUUUUAUCCAACAAUAAUAUUAUAUUAAGUAAUAUAUGAUUUAAAUAUUUUAAACUUAGUGGCCAACUAUACUUAGUUUUAUUUUUAUUUAGUAUACCUAAUACAUUAUUAAUAUGAUGUAUAGGUAUAAUAUGAUAUAUCGCCAACGAGGUAAUUUACGCAAUGAUAAUCGUCUUAAUCAAAUCAAUUAUUCACAACUGAAAUCGAUCAUUUUAAAAUUUCAACAUUUCACCAAAUACUGCCUAUUUGUGUAGCCUAUAUUAUAGUACGAGUAUUAUGUAAUUUUUAAUUGAAAAUAUUUCUAGAUGGACAAAACGCGAAAUAACUUAUGUUCAAUUUCCUGGGGAUAUUUUCUUACGCAUGUUGAAAAUGUUAAUCGUUCCGUUAUUGGUAUCAUCAAUCAUAUCAGCUAUUGGAUCGCUGGAUUUGUCUCUAUCUAAGAAAAUUGGCUUCCAAUCGAUUGCCUAUUAUGCAGCCACCACGUCUAUGGCGGUUUUACAGGGCAUAUUCUGGGUGAUGUUAAUACACCCGGGAAAAAUUAUGAGAGACGAUGAAAAAAUGGCAAGCGUACAUCAAGAAACUAGACCAAUCACGACUGUCGAUACAAUAUUAGACUUAAUAAGGUUGGUUAAUAAUAUUCAAUAAUGACAUAUCUACCUAAUCAUAAGGGACGUCCAUAAAGUUUAAAUAAUUUUACAACUUUAAAUUGGGUUUGAAAAUUUUAAAUUUGCAUGGUUUGUAUACAAAUGUAAAUACACAAGUCCAUACUAAAUGCAAUACAUAAUUUAUAAUUAGGUAGAUUUAUUUCUGGUUGUACAUUUACCUGGUAAAUAUAUUUAAAAAAUGUACAAAGUUAAACUGUCUAUAUGUUUAAUUAUUUAUUGUGAAGCAUAUAGACAAUUGUUACUUAUCAUUGAACACAAAGUAAAGAUAUGAAAUUAGAUACAUAUUAUGCAUAUUCAAUAUACAUAGGUACAAGUACAUAUACUUAAAAACAAUAGGUAAUAGGAACUAGGAAGUGAUACUCUUUAUUUACCUUCUAAUUUCUAUUUAUGUUUAUGAAAUAAAGUUAUAUAUUUUCUCUGAUUCACAUUAAUGUGUAUAAGUACUGACAUAAUAAACUAAUAAAAUAUUGUACAAAUAAUAAUAUCAAUCAACUAUUUUAUAGAAAUAUAUUUCCAGCCAAUCUGGUUGAAGCAACUAUAUCCACCGUAAGUAUAAAUUUUAAAAUAUUUAUAUGAUAACCAAUUUAUUAUCAUUCAUUUUAUUUUACAAUUUAUAGUAUAGAACAGUGCUUAUCAAGCCAAAUGUAAACACCACUGCCAUAAACUCGACGGGUAAAAAACUAAUUUUAAUUUUGAUCUCUGUUUAUUUUAUAUUAAUUAUUUACCCCUUUAAUAUAAUUUGAGUACUGUUUGGUUAUAGUACAUUCUGAUCUAACGUUAUGGAAAAUAGAAUCAGAGAUGGUUGAAGGCUCAAACGUCCUUGGGUUAGUCGCAUUUUCGGUGGCUUUUGGUAUAUGCAUUGGAAAAUUGGGACCCGUUGGAAAACCACUAUUGGCGUUUUUCGACAGUUUAGGCGAAGCCGUUAUGUUAAUGACUAACUGGGUGAUAUGGUAAAUAUAAAGAUAGUUUAAAAUGCGUAAAAUAAAUUAAAUAUAAACUUCAAAAUCAUUAAUUUUAAUUUCAGGUUGUCGCCAAUGGGUGUAUUAUUUUUAGUUGCAUCUAAAGUAUUAGAAUUGGACGAUUUCGGUGUAAUUGUUGGUAGAUUGGGAAUGUACUUUAUAACAGUAGUUUUUGGAUUAUUUGUACACGGAUUUGUUCUGCUACCCCUUAUGUACAGUGUAUUCACACGUCAACUUCCCUUCAAAUUUACAUUGAACAUGGGUCAAGCUAUAAUAACAGCAUUUGGAACAGCUUCCAGGUAAAUAUACUAUAAUAACACAAUCUCAGUUUCUAACACAAGAUACCUUCUAAAUAUAUCACAUUUUAUAGUAUACACCCACUACUUAAUUAAAGUUGUUUAACGAUCAAUUUGGAUGAUAAUAUGUAUUUUUAGUUCUGCAUCUUUACCAAUUUCAAUGGCCUGUCUUGAAGAAAACAAUAAAAUAGAUGUAAGAGUUUCACGAUUUGUAAUGCCUAUUGGAGCGACAAUUAAUAUGGAUGGAACAGCUCUGUAUGAAGCUGUGGCCGCUAUUUUCAUAGCACAACUGAAAGGAAUAGAAUUAAGUUUUGGACAAAUCGCUGCUGUAAGGUGUGUAUCCAUUCAUAGGUUUGGAAAAUCAAUAUUGCUCAUUUAUUUACAAACUAUAAUAUUCAAAUACUAAAAGUAAUAAUAAUUAAAUUCGAACGUAAUACACUCGUGGUAACUUAACCGUUUUAUCGGUUUAUUAAAGGUAGGGAUAGGGAAUCUAUCAGUAUCGGGUGAAAUACUGUCAGUGUACCAAAAUAUAUACAUAUAUAUUUUAAAUUAAGUGUCUAAAAUAAUACCUACAACUUAAUACUAAAAACUAGAACAUAGAAAUUUAAAAUCUAUUAUUAUAACAGCAUAAUAUUACCAUUGAUAUAUGUAGGUGUAUAGUUUCAUUUUAACUUUUUCUGUUUUAGUGUGACUGCUACUAUGGCUUCAAUAGGAGCCGCUGGAAUACCCCAAGCAGGUUUAGUUACAAUGGUUAUGGUGUUGGACACACUUGGGCUACCGGCUGACGACGUGUCAUUGAUUAUUGCUGUAGAUUGGUUACUGUAAGUUACCUAUUUUACAAUAAAUAGAAUAAUUACUGUCCUAAUGUCCUAAUGAUUAAUAUAGCAUGGCAGAAAAUCACAGCUAGAGUGUUAUUAUAAUAAUACUUAUUUCAGAAAAUUAAAAUGCAUAGUUAUCUUUGGUAUAUUUUUGCAACCUUGUAUGUGUUUUUGGUGAAUACUACUAAAAUUAAUAAUUUGUGCAUUAGGUAAUAUUUUAUAAAAAGGAUUCGAGAUUUUUUGUUUAAAUCCCACAUUAAAAUAUAUAUUUAAAUUUUUAUAUGUAUAAUAUAUAUAUUUUAUAUGCUACUCCCAAUAUUUAAAGAAUUAUGUGAUAAUGCACACAAUUUUAAGAACAAUUUGUAAUAAUAAUUUUGUUUAAGUUUUUUAAAAGUAUUGUGUACAAUGUGUAUAUUAACACUCUUAAUUAUUCAUAUAUCACCUUACAUUUUUCUUUUUUAGGGACCGGUUCCGAACAACUGUUAAUGUACUUGGAGAUGCUUAUGGGGCUGGAAUAGUAGCAAAAUUGGCAGAAAAUGACUUGGAGUUAAUGUCCAAUGAAUCAGCAGUGGAAAGUGGAAAAGUCCCUGAUGAUGAGUGGCAUACAACAUCGAUGUAGAAACAAUAACAGUUUAUUUUGUUUUUAAAAUGUAACUAUACAUUUUAAAUUUCGUUCUAUCCUAGAACAUAUUUUUAACUUAAUUUUAAUAAGAGUGUACCGCCAUUUUAUUAUUAACCCAAUAUUAUAAAUUAUUAUACUGAUAUUAAUGAAAUCCAAUCAAAUUAGUUUUAGAUUUAAUUAUUACAUAUUUAUGUUGAUCAUUGUAAUGCAUUAUAUUAUAAUAUAGUAAAUAUAUAAAUUUAUUAUUAUUAGGACAUUUUCACAAUACACACUUUUACUAUGAUUCAAAAAAUUAUUGUAAAUACUCAAAUGAAAUUAAACUUACUUUUGUAAUAAGUGCCUACAUCUAAUCUAAGACUUCAGAAUUUUUCGAAUUAAGUUAAAAUUUAUUAUUUAAAGCCCAAAUAUAUUCUGCCUUGUCACUUGUAUUGUCACUCAUUUUUUUUUUUUUUUUACAAAAAAAUAAUGUACCUAUUUGUGUUUAAAUAUUCAUACUUAAUACUGUUAUAAAUUUAAUGUUAUAGAGUACAUAUUAUACAUUUAUACCUAAUAAAUCUUUGCACCAAAAAGACUCAUUCAUCUCUUAUUAUACAUAAUAUAUGUAUUCAUUACUCUUAUUAACAAAAUUUAUGUUUACAUAUUUGAUAUUGGAUUUCUAUCAUUAUUUAUUAUAUAAUAUACAUAUGCAUAGCUAAUAUUAUUCAACAAUAAUACAUUUAUUAUUUUAGAAUGUAACAUAUCAUUUUUAUUUUUAAUCAUAAAUUAUAAUAAUUUAUUAAGAAAACAUAUUUUAAUUUUAGUUUAUGUAGGUACAAUGAUAAAUUACAAUACUUAAUUUUAGAAACAUUAUUUUAUGUUUCCCUCCAUACUCUAAACUAUUCCAACUUUAUUUUUGUUAGAUUUUACUCCAUUUAAUUAGGUAGGUAUGCAAUUAAAAAUAAUAAUGUACCUAUGAUAUUGUUUUUGUACACUUAGGUGAUUAAUUUAUUAUUUUUAACAGAUCAUCUAAUAGUAUAGGUAUCUAUAUUCCACGUUUUUAUUAUAUAUUAUUAUAUAUUUUAUUUUUUAUAUAUUAUAAAUUACAGUUAUAUAUAAAUCAUAAUAUAAUGCUGAUUGACUAAUGGAUCUUAAUCAAACAUAAUAAGAAUGUUAAGUAUUUUAGAUCAUUAAUUUACUAACAAAUUACAAUUAUAGUCUAUUAUAGUUUUAUAUAAUUUACAUGUCAUUGUUAGUUUAAUGUAAAUUGUAUAAUUGAUCAAUUUGUGAACCUAAAUUAGACAGAGUAUCUCUACACUUAUGUGUUCAAGUUAAUAAUUAAAAUAAAUACACUUUAAUAAUAAUAUUAUAACAAAUAAUUAUUUUAUUUUCAUCAAAUUAAGUUAUAUA